Colletotrichum paranaense is the source of this 162-nucleotide messenger RNA. RefSeq lists its product as uncharacterized. The record is from RefSeq and is a predicted model, not a curated record. Lineage: Eukaryota; Fungi; Ascomycota; Sordariomycetes; Glomerellales; Glomerellaceae. Bases 1 to 162 code for a protein of 53 amino acids. The transcript has a single exon.
AUGCAUACUUGUUUCAUCGCGCUAGCAUCUGCGUCUGUUCUGCAUCUGCCUCUCUGGUCUUCCGUAGUGUACGGAUACAUGGUCCCCAUCAGAGCCUCCCGCCCUUGUCUUUCCAUCUCCUCGAGUCCCUCCCCUUCAGGAACCCUUGCUGGUUCGUUGUAA